Dufourea novaeangliae is the source of this 1116-nucleotide messenger RNA. RefSeq lists its product as uncharacterized. Bases 48 to 983 code for a protein of 311 amino acids. The transcript has 7 exons. Lineage: Eukaryota; Metazoa; Arthropoda; Insecta; Hymenoptera; Halictidae. The record is from RefSeq and is a predicted model, not a curated record. Gene Ontology annotation, cellular component: cytoplasm.
GGCGGCCAUUAUUCGACACCGUGUCAUCUACCAAAAAGAAACAAAAAAUGAAUGCGCAAGUUGCGUUGAUACUGCUGAUUUGCGAGUGUGUUGCAACGAGCGUCGCAAACGGCCAGUAUAUCGGCGACGAUUAUAACGAAGAGAAUUUGCAGGGUGAGAACGUGGGUUUCGAUCGUCUGAGUUUGCUUCAAAAGUACGGAUACAACAACAGAGAGAACCGUCGAAACGCAAACAACGCGUCCGACAGCUGGAAUGGAAGAUGGAUGCCCGACAGACCAGGCGAACCAAUUCCGCCGCCGAAAAUCUUUCCAAAGACCGAGAUUUUCGCCUCUGGUUCCAUUCACGAAAUACCGAUGGGCCAACCGUCCGUAAAUUGCGACGAUGCCAGGACCAACCUCACCGUCGACUGGAACGGUUCCCCGGCUGAUUACACGUGCUACUACGAGAAAUUACGACCAAACAAAGAAACGAUACCCCACUUGUAUUGUGAACACAUUCCCAUGACUUACGUGGCUAGACACAAAUGUAUGUACGAGAAAAUAGAAUACGACACCGACAUUCCACUGUAUGGACCGCACAGACCGCUCUGGCCCGUUUACGGAGAAUACAGAUUCUUGCCGAAGCAAAGAUGGAUUCACAGUAUGGAGCACGGUGCGAUCGUCGCGCUCUACCAUCCGUGUGCCAAUCCAUUGGAAGUGAAACGUUUGAAAAGCUUGGUUACUAGCUGCUUGCGGCGUCACAUCAUCAGUCCUUAUAAUCUGUUAGACCACGACCGUCCGUUGGCCUUGCUCGCAUGGGGAUGUCGAUUGACCAUGUCGUAUGUGAAUCCCGAUGUGGUAAUCGGUUUCAUUCGGGAGCAUGCACUUCAAGGACCGGAGGACAUACCGAGUGACGGGGAUUUCGAAGAGGGCCUCGUCCACGCUGCUGAAACCGUGUCGGAUCAUCUAGAUACGAACCUGUGCCCCAGCGUAGUGCGCGAUUAACCAUCGUAUCCAAUUAUUUAUUUAUUUAUUUAUUAUCUAUAUAUUACGUGUCUUUCCUUCUAAUCUAUCUGUAAUAUUUUCCACCUUUGUCGCAUCGUCGAAACCGAGAAAAAUAAAUAAAAGAAACGUAUCA